Molecule: messenger RNA, 2249 nt
Organism: Gavialis gangeticus (Gharial)
Lineage: Eukaryota; Metazoa; Chordata; Crocodylia; Gavialidae
Gene: SMPDL3A
Product: sphingomyelin phosphodiesterase acid like 3A
Exons: 8
Coding region: 1-1299 (432 amino acids)
Biological process (GO): sphingomyelin catabolic process
Molecular function (GO): sphingomyelin phosphodiesterase activity
Source: RefSeq, a predicted model, not a curated record
AUGACGGGAAAACAAUCAAUUGUCAUUAAUGCUUGUUUUCUAAAAACAGGACAGUUCUGGCACGUAUCUGACUUACAUUUAGACCCUACUUACCAUCUCACCGAUGAUCACACCAGAGUUUGUGCUUCUUCCAAAGGGGCUAAUGCCUCCAACCCUGGCGCUUUUGGAGAUUUUUUGUGCGAUUCUCCCUAUCAACUUAUUUUAUCAGCAUUUAAGUACAUGAAAAAUUCUCAACAACCAGCUUCCUUCAUGAUAUGGACAGGGGAUAGCCCUCCUCAUGUUCCCGUGAAAGAACUCUCCACAGAGACCGUCAUUAAUAUUAUUGGCAAUAUGAGUUCCACCCUUCGUAGUUUCUUUCCAGAUCUCCAAGUUUUUCCUGUACUGGGUAAUCAUGACUACUGGCCACAGGAUCAGCUGCCUCCAGCUGCCAGCGAAGUGUACAAUGCUGUAGCAAACUUCUGGAAACCAUGGCUAACUGAGGAAGCCAUCAGCACCUUUCAGAAAGGCGGCUUCUACACACAACUAUUUCACUCCAGCAUGAGUUCUCAACCACUCAGGAUAAUCAGUUUGAACACAAACCUCUAUUACAGCCCAAACAUUGUGACUCUGAAUCUAACUGACCCAGCUGAGCAGUUAGCAUGGCUGGAAAGUGUACUAGAAAUCUCUCUGCAAAAGAAGGAAAAGGUAUAUAUAAUUGGACAUGUGCCAGUAGGAUAUUUGCCUUAUGUAAGGUACAUUACUGCUAUAAGAAGAUAUUACAAUGAGAGAUUGAUAAAAAUUUUUCGAAAGUACAGUGCUGUUAUUGCUGGACAGUUUUUUGGACAUACUCACAGAGAUAGUAUCAUGAUCCUUCUUGAUGAGAAAGCAAAGCCAAUAAACUCUUUGUUUGUGGCACCUGCUGUGACUCCAGUGAAAAGUCGUCUACAGAUGUUGUCCAACAAUCCUGGUGUCAGGCUCUAUCAGUAUGAUCCUUUUAAUUACAAUUUGUUGGAUAUUUGGCAGUUUUACAUGGACCUUAGAGAUGCCAACAAGAGAAAUGAAUCAAACUGGAAAUUAGAAUACAUCCUGACCAAAGCUUAUGGCAUCGAAGACUUGAAGCCAGAAAGCUUAUAUGGAAUGGCAAAGCAAUUCUCUGUGCCUCACAGCAAACAAUUCCAGCAAUAUUAUAGACACUACUUUGUGAACUAUAACACAAGCGUUGUCUGCAACAAGCACUGCAAGACCAGCCAUAUGUGUGCAAUCCAGUAUUUGGAUCACUCUUCCUAUGUAGAUUGUAUUAGGCAGCCUGCACUGUGGUGAUGAAAUUGCAAUCAAUACUGAUGUCAGUGUGAAACCUGCAUUUUAAGGAAUCUCUUCCACUGUUCAUGCUGAAAUGGGAGCCUGUGAAAAUCCUUUGUGAAUUGCAGGGGAACAGUAAACCUCCUAUAUAUUUUUAGUUUUUUAUAAAAAUGUGGGCCACAAUUUUCUGACUGCACCUAAUAAGUUAAAUAAAUUAAGAAAUAUGCAUAUGCAUCUAUAUAAUGCAGGCAAACACAGUUUAUGUUAAGAGCUCUUGAUUUUUUUCACAGUGCAGACUAAAUCAUAAUAUGCAGUUUGUCUCAUGGACCAGCUUCCUUCCUCUUUGUGAUAGUACAGACCCCCUCUUUCCCUGUUUAUGAUUUAAAUAUCAUCUCUGGUUCAAAUACAGGAGUUCUUUACACAAAAAGUAAUAUUAAGAAAGUAUUUUAAAUGUCUUGUAAUGUAUUUCAGUAAAGGAGAAUGGGAAGAAGCUAUUAUCCAUUUCCUACUAAACCCAGAGCCACAGUUUAGGAACUCUGCCCAAUAUAUUAAUUUUAGUUGGCUAGCCAAAACCAAAUAAUGAUGGUCACAAGGCUAACCCUAUUAUUAAUUUUUUGUUUUUCAUGAAGUCACAAGUUUGAUACACAUUCAGGUACUGAAGAACUUUCUAUGUUUUGUCUCAACCCAAAGAUGAAAUGUUUUAAGAAAUGUGUGUAUGGAAUCCCUUCAGUUGUCAGAUAUUUAAAAAUAUAUAUAUAUAUCAUGUCAUAAACAUGUUGGUCAAUACUGUGGUAUAUAAAGUCUGCAAGUGAUGAAUACUUGAUUUUUGUUUGCUUUCAGCUAUAAAUAUUUCCAUUUUAUGAAAUUUGAGAAUGUAAUUGAAUACUGAAUCCCAUAUAUUUUAGAUUAUGCACUACGAGAUGGUGCAGAUACAUGCUCCGAUUUGGCAAUAAAAUCUUUAAAAAGAAAUA